Brassicogethes aeneus is the source of this 887-nucleotide messenger RNA. The record is from the annotation of a GenBank genome assembly. Lineage: Eukaryota; Metazoa; Arthropoda; Insecta; Coleoptera; Nitidulidae.
GUUAGGUUAUGUGGCACAUUUUAACUUGAAAAAUGCCUUUAAUAGUAAUUAGCGGCUUUCCCUCGAGCGGAAAAUCGACAAGGACGCAAGAAUUAAAGAAAUUUUUUCAAGAACAAGACAAAGAAGUCAUAGUUAUAAGCGAGAAUGAUCAAAUAGUGAAAGCUGGUUUUGAGAAAAAUGCCUUUUACGCGGAUUCUAAUAAAGAGAAACACAUCAGAGGAUUGUUAAAGUCCGACGUGUUAAAAUUAAUAACGCCUAAUAACGUUGUUAUAUUGGAUGCUCCUAAUUAUAUCAAAGGGUAUAGGUACGAACUGUUUUGUGCUGCAAAGAACAAUAAGUGCCUGCAAUGUACAGUACACACGCAAGUGAACAUUGAUGAAGCGUGGAAAUUUAACGAGGAACGUGAAGUUAAAACUCAAAUUUACGACCGAGUAACAUUUGAUGCUUUAAUAAUGAGGUACGAGGAACCAGAGGGUAAAAAUCGUUGGGAUUCACCCUUAUAUGCUCUUUUUCCAAAUGAUACCUUAGAUGUUGAUUCCAUAUACUCGAAUCUCUUUAAAAAGAAACCCCCAAAAGCUAACAUGUCAACCCAAAACCCCAAAUUAAGCUCCACAAAUUUUCUCUACGACUUGGAUCAAAUUACAAAAAAAAUUGUUGAUGGUAUAGUUGAAUUAAAAAAAGCUGGCGCUGACGGCGAGGUUGAUAUUCCUGGAUACGACAAUUUGAAAGUGGAUGUUUCUAGGGUUACAGUUCCACAGUUAAUGAAUUUACGAAGACAGUAUAUUACUUAUUCAAAAAUGCAUACUCCUGAUUCAAAAAAUAUACCUAAUUUGUUUAUACAGUAUUUAAGCACUUAUCUUAAGUAGAAAAUAAAGUUAUUUAUAUAU